CCACCAUCCCACCCUUCCCACUCACUCGUUUGCUGGGAUUUUUUUUUUUGAACCUGGUGGGUGGCGGACACCUCGCCCAAAGGUACCCCGGCCUCAGCGGAUACUUGUCCCUCCUUGCUGGGGUCUCUUAACCUAUGUGUGUCCCUUUAUAUAAUUCACAACUCUUCAUCUCCUCCUCACCUUCAGAACCUGUUCUCCUUAGACCUCCCCUUCUCACCCAAAGUCCAACUCCCAGUCGGCCAUCGGACAGUACUUGCCAUUGCGGGACGUUGCUUCUCACUCAAGAUCAUAAGCAUCGUUUGGAGUUGUCUUCUGGUACAGACACCUUGGAGUACUUCCUUUUUCGAAAACAACUGCCAACCUCUCGAUCGUAGCCUGUUGGCUCAGUCCUCUCUUCAACAUGUCGGCGACGACUUCGUCCUCCGCCGCCAAGGCUACGCAGGCCGAUCACUUCCCCGAUGGCACUUCCGACUAUGUUCCCGUGCGUGCCGCCAAGGCCUACGACGGCAAGAAGCCUCACAUCACAACCCAGCCUAUCACUCUGGCCAACUGGCACAAGCACGUCAACUGGCUCAACACCACCUUCAUUCUGAUCAUUCCCUUGGUUGGAUUCAUCUGCUCCUACUGGAUCCCUCUGACGUGGAAGACGGCCGUGUUCGCUGUCGUCUAUUACUUCAACACUGGCCUCGGCAUCACUGCUGGAUACCAUCGCCUUUGGGCUCACCGCUCUUACAAGGCUAGCCUUCCCCUCAGAAUCUACCUUGCUGCUGUUGGCGCCGGCGCCGUCGAAGGCUCUAUCCGCUGGUGGUCCCACGGUCACCGCGCUCACCACCGAUACACCGAUACCGACAAGGACCCCUACUCUGUCCGUAAGGGUCUCCUCUACAGCCACAUCGGCUGGAUGGUUAUGAAGCAGGAUCCCAAGCGUAUGGGCCGAACCGAUAUCACCGACCUCAAUGAGGACCCUGUCGUCAUGUGGCAGCACGUUCACUUCAUCAAGUGUGUCAUCGCUAUGGGUAUCAUCUUCCCUACCCUCGUCUGCGGCCUAGGCUGGGGUGACUGGCUCGGCGGCUACGUCUACGGCGGUAUCCUCCGCAUCUUCGUCGUCCAGCAGGCCACCUUCUGCGUCAACUCCUUGGCCCACUGGCUCGGUGACCAGCCCUUCGACGACCGCAACUCGCCUCGUGACCAUGUCAUCACUGCUCUCGUUACCCUUGGCGAGGGAUACCACAACUUCCACCACGAGUUCCCCUCCGACUACCGCAACGCUAUUCAGUGGUGGCAGUACGACCCCACUAAGUGGUGCAUCUGGACUUGGAAGCAACUCGGCCUCGCAUCUGACCUCAAGCAAUUCCGCCAGAACGAGAUUGAGAAGGGACGUGUUCAGCAGCUCCAGAAGAAGCUCGACCAGAAGCGUGCGAAGCUUGACUGGGGUGUUCCUCUUGAGCAACUGCCCGUCAUUGACUGGGAUGACUUCGUCUCGCAGGCCAAGAAUGGCAGGGGUCUCGUUGCCAUUGCCGGUGUUAUCCACGAUGUGACUGACUUCAUCAAGGAGCACCCAGGUGGCAAGGCUCUCAUCUCCUCCGCUGUCGGCAAGGAUGCCACCGCAAUCUUCAACGGCGGUGUCUAUCUCCACUCCAACGCUGCUCACAACCUUCUUUCCACCAUGCGCGUUGGUGUCCUCCGCGGUGGUUGUGAGGUAGAGAUUUGGAAGCGUGCCCAGUACGAAAACAAGGACAUGACAUAUGUCACCGACUCGAGCGGCCAGCGUAUCGUCCGUGCUGGUGAUCAGCUCACCCGCGUGUCGAUGCCUGCCGCCAGCGCCGACGCUGCAUGAAUGAGAUGAGGAACUUGACAAUUUUAAUGACAACUUGGGGAGGCUUGUUUUAAACCGAACAACCAGGCAGGGCGAAAGAUGUGGGAGUGCCAAGGCUUUCACUUCUGCGGAUGUGUUCCAGCGCAGUCGAUCUCGGGGUCCGAUUGGGCGGAAGGAGCUAUCCUCACUACGACUUGUAGAAGUCGUUCUUAGUGACGCCUUUUUUUUUUAUUGCCACUUCCAGAUUUAUCUGAGAGUGAGAGCAAUUGCCGACCUCACAAUCAUGGGAUAUCUUUAUGGCGUUUGCGGGGGUAGGCAUUGCAAGAGGGCGUUCACGUUGACAGUGAUGAGAGCUGUUUAAAUUAUUAGAAACCAUGGAAGAGGCCUCGAGAAGGCGAAAACAGAACGAUAACUUUCAUUUAAACUUAUACCUGAGACUUCUUCAAUGGA
Colletotrichum navitas is the source of this 2266-nucleotide messenger RNA. RefSeq names its product cytochrome b5-like Heme/Steroid binding domain-containing protein. Gene Ontology annotation, cellular component: endoplasmic reticulum membrane. The transcript is spliced from 3 exons. The record is from RefSeq and is a predicted model, not a curated record. NCBI's taxonomy places the organism in Eukaryota, Fungi, Ascomycota, Sordariomycetes, Glomerellales, Glomerellaceae. Bases 401 to 1837 code for a protein of 478 amino acids. Gene Ontology annotation, molecular function: iron ion binding; heme binding; stearoyl-CoA 9-desaturase activity. Gene Ontology annotation, biological process: unsaturated fatty acid biosynthetic process.